Molecule: messenger RNA, 6986 nt
Organism: Astyanax mexicanus (Mexican tetra)
Lineage: Eukaryota; Metazoa; Chordata; Actinopteri; Characiformes; Acestrorhamphidae
Product: kinesin-like protein KIF3C
Exons: 10
Coding region: 724-3027 (767 amino acids)
Biological process (GO): microtubule-based movement
Molecular function (GO): microtubule motor activity; ATP binding; microtubule binding
Source: RefSeq, a predicted model, not a curated record
AGUAACUGCUUUUUCAUGUUCAUGUUCUAUUAGUUUUACUGUUUUAGUGUUUCUGAGAUCAGAUGUUGAAUCAGAUUGGUAGUGGUGGAUAACAUUUAUACUAUUCUUUAUACUCAGCUUUACUACAAUGAUGUAGGUUUAUUGUUAACACUCUUUUAACUAUAGGAUUUGCCAGUUUUAGUGAGCUAUGGUUUAUUAAAGGUUGAACGUACAACGUUGAAACAAUGUUGCCAUAUCAACGUUGAUUCACUUUUUUCCAAAUCAACACCAAAUCCAACGUUGAUUCAACCAUAACAUCAACGUUGAUUUAACGGAGGGAGGGGCGCGCGCAUCCUCUCUCUCUCUCUCUCUCUCUCUCUCUCUCUCUUUCUGUGUGUUUGUGCGUGUGCUGGGUGUCUCCAGCAGCAGCGGCAGCAGUAGGGGUAGCAGGGGCAGUGCGCAGCUCUGGGGCAGGGCUGCAGAGAGAGACACCGCGCCGGAGCACCGGAGCUUCCAGAGCUCUGAGCUUACUCUCUCUCUCUUUCUCUUUAUCUACAGCGGCGCGUUUCUUUCAUUACCUCUCUCUCUCUCUCUCUCUCUCUCUCUCUCUCUCUCUCUCUCUCUCUGUCAGUCCGGCCAUGACGGCGCCGUUACCGUUCGUGUCUCUCUCCUCCCCCCUCCUCCUCCUCUCUCCUCCGCUCCACGGCUGAUCUCUCUCCGCUGCUCGAGCUCUUCACCGGGAGGAUGUCUGUGAAGGGGAAGCAGGGCGAGGCGGUGAAGGUGGUGGUCCGCUGCCGCCCCCUGAACCGCAGGGAGGAGACGGGCGGGCACGACAGCAUCGUGUCGGUGGAUGUGAAGCUGGGCCAGGUGGCGCUGCGGAACCCGGGCCGCGCGCUCCCGGACGAGCCCCUCAAAACCUUCACCUUCGACGCGGCUUACGACGGCUCGUCCCGCCAGACCGACCUGUACGACGAGACGGUGCGGCCGCUCAUCGACUCCGUGCUGCAGGGCUUCAACGGCACCGUGUUCGCCUACGGACAGACCGGCACCGGCAAGACCUACACCAUGCAGGGCCAGUGGAUGGACCCCGAGCGCCGCGGCAUCAUCCCCAACUCCUUCGAGCACAUCUUCACCCACAUCUCCCGCUCCCACAACCAGCAGUACCUGGUCCGAGCCUCCUACCUGGAGAUCUACCAGGAGGAGAUCCGCGACCUGCUGACUGAGUCCAAGGAUCAGGGUAGGAAGCUGGAACUAAAGGAGAGUCCUGAGUCUGGCGUGUACGUGCGGGACCUGUCAACCUUUGUCACCAAGAAUGUGAAGGAGAUUGAGCAUGUGAUGAACGCUGGGAAUCGAGCACGCUCUGUGGGCUUUACUAACAUGAACGAGCACAGCUCACGCUCGCACGCCAUCUUUACCAUCACAGUAGAGUGUGGGCAGCCCGGGCCGGACGGCCGCAGCCACAUCCGGGUGGGGAAGCUCAACUUGGUGGACCUGGCGGGCAGCGAGAGGCAGGCCAAGACUGGUGUCAAAGGUGAGCGUCUGAAAGAGGCGGCCAAGAUCAACCUGUCGCUCUCAGCUUUGGGGAACGUCAUCUCGGCACUGGUGGACGGACGCAGCUCUCAUGUUCCGUACCGUGACUCCAAGCUCACCAGGCUGCUCCGGGACUCACUGGGUGGGAAUGCUAAAACCAUCAUGGUGGCCACACUGGGACCAGCCUCAUGCUGCUACGAGGAGACGCUGACCACGCUGCGCUACGCCAGCCGAGCGAAGAACAUUAAGAACGUUCCACGGGUCAACGAGGACCCCAAGGAUGCUCUGCUGAGGGAGUUCCAGCAGGAGAUCGCCCGACUCAAGGCACAGCUAGACCGCCGUGGAAUGCUGACUGAAAAGAAAAGGCAGAGAAGGCUCCUCCAGCUGAAGAAGAGUGAAGAUGGGGAUGAGGUGGAGAAUGAUGUGGAGGAUGAAGAUGUCGGGGAAGAGGAGGUAGAGGAUGACGAUCAGGAGAGUAUGGAGAAAGAGGCGCAGGAGUACAUGCAGGAGCAGCAGGAGAAGCUGGAGCGAGAGAAGGAGGCCAUCAUGGAUGAUCGCUCGCUGGUGGUCGAGGAGAGGCAGAAGCUCCUUGAUGAAAAGGAGAGGAUGAUGGGAGAUUUAAAGAAAGAACAGGAGGCCACAGCGCUCCUCACUGCUAAGUUCAAGGCAAUGGAGAGCAAGCUUCUGGUUGGAGGAAAGAACAUUAUUGAUCACACUAAUGAACAACAGAAGAUGCUGGAGCAGAAAAAACAAGAGAUUACUGAGCAGACGCGUAAAGAGCGGGAGAUGCAGCAGAUGAUGUUGAUUCAGGACGAGGAGACGCUGGAGCUGAGAGAAACAUUCUCCUCUCUGCAGCAGGAGGUGGAGGCCAAAACAAAAAAACUGAAAAAGCUGUAUGCUAAGCUGCAGGCAGUGAAGGCUGAGAUUCAGGAUGUAAAUGAUGAACAUGUUAGAACCAGACAGGAGCUGGAGCAGACACAAAACGAGCUAACGAGAGAACUCAAGUUCAAAUAUCUGAUAAUAGAGAAUUUCAUUCCUCCGGAGGAGAAGAAUAAGAUAAUGAACCGGCUGGUGUUUGACACUGAGGAAGAUCAAUGGAAGUUCCAGCCUCUCGUCCCUGCAGAGAAUAAGUUCACUCAGAUGAAGAGGAGACCCGCCUCUGCAGUGGGCUACAAGCGACCAAUCAGCCAGUUUGCCAGGGUUGCCAUAGCGAUGGGAGCCCACUCCAGAUACAGAGCUGAGAACAUCAUGAUUUUAGAGCUGGACAUGACUCCGCCCACCCUGUUUCAAAUGGACUUUCCAAAGGCGAGCUCAGAGGCGGAGCCAAGCCGAGACGUGCUACUGGACAAUGCUUCAUAUAGAGAGAAAACAGGGGCCAGUCGAGUCAGGAAAUCUCGGUCAUGGUGCCAAGCUCAGCGACCCGUGUCCUCCUCAAGCUCCACACUCUCUCUGGCAUCCUCAGGGUCCAACAGCCUGCCACACCCCCACAGUGCUGCCACAGCGACAGCCCACCAAUGAGACUCCAGGGAAUGCAUCCCUUCUGCACUCCACCAGUGAGGGAUGAGCAAGAAGCAAGGACUGGUCGGCCCCCAACAUCCUCUUUUUCUGUUUUUUUUUUUUUUUUUUGUGAAAGGUUAUAUAACACUUGACUCCGUAUGGGAUACAUACUGCGGCCUUUAAAACAAGACUGGCAGAAAUAACAGUAAGGAAAGCAGUGCGACAGACAGUCCAAACCAUUUGUUUUCGUCUCUUUUCUUAUCUCGUCUUUUUUUCCUUCAUUUGGGUUAUGACCUGACGAGGGUCUUUUUUUUUUCAUUUGGGUUAUGACCUGACGAGGUUCUGAACACUUGCUGCAGACGGAUCAAUCAAGAUCGAUUCGUCUCUGCCUUUUCCAGCAUCAGGAUUUAGUUGAUUGUGUUUUUUUGCUGCCUUUUUUUUUUAUUAAGCUUAACACUUAAGCUAAGUCGACUGAAUGACCUCAAUAUGUUUACUACUGAUGUGCUGGAAAAAACAUGAAAACGCACUGCAGGUCCUAUCAAUGAGUUCCAGCUGAAAAAAGGAAAAAAUCCAAGACUUAUUCUAGGGAAAAUAAUUCUGAAAGCACCCUGGUAAGGAUGGACAAUCUUCUUUUCCGAAGCUGGAAGAGGAUUUUGCCGGAACCGAGGCGAUUGGCCAAGCUGCGUGUGCUCACACUAACUUCCCCGUGUGAUCUACUGUAAAGAAAAGAGCCGGAAAGGAGAGAUGGGAGGACUACAGACGAGUGCACCACAAGUCACUCACUCUAUUUCUCCUGAGAUCGGCCUGCAUGUUUUACUGUGUGUGUGUGUGUGUGUGUUCAAGUGAUUUGGUUCAGGGUUGUGGAACAGGGUCUGGAUUCAGUUCUGUCGGCUGGGUCAGUUCUGUAGAAGUACGGUUUAAAAAUAAGUGUUCUAGAAUGGCUGAGUGUUCUAGAGUGGUUCUAUGAAGAACCACGAAAACUCAAAAAUCAUUUGGAUUGGAUUUGGUGGAAACCUUUGCACAUGCUUCUGUAUAAAGCUUUUAAAACAAUUGGUUCUACAGUAUAUAGCACCAAAAAGGGUUAUCAAAGAACCCAUUUUUGCAUAGGGUGCAGUACUAAGUAUGUGAUCUAUGGGUACAAAUAAGUAUAAUAGGACAGAAGAACUCACUGUAAUGUGCCAGUUGACCAUUCAGUGCACCGUCCCCAAAUAUGUAUGUCCCUUUGGAGCAGCUCUAUUUUGAUAGGUUGCACAAGCUUUUCACUCAAAUGUCCUUUUCAACCUAAUGAGAGGCUGUUGUGUUCAAAAUGUCUAAAUAAGUCCAGUCAAACUGCACAGACUACUGUAGGGCUGUUAGAUUCCCAAAAUUCUGCAGUGAUUGAAAACAAGAUGGUGGGAAUCCCAGUCAAAAGUUUCUACAGCCAGUCCAGAGAGAAACGUGGGCCAUUAUGUUUGAAACUAGUUCCUUUACAUUCUGUAGAGAGCUGAAAUUUUGUUUUUGGAGCCAAUAAAAGUAUAAUAUUCAGUACAUAAACCACUUAUAAACUGUUUUAUAAUUAUCAUGGACAAAUUAACCAAACAUCUUGACAUGUGACUUUGUGGGUUGCCACAAAGUCUUCAGUUCCUCCAGAUGUCACUUUAAUUAUAUGACCUAUUUGGACGAAGAUGCCCCUGAUUUUUCUCUGUAAGCUUUGGGUGGAUAGGGUGUUAUAGAGCUGCUGUGGUUGAAUAUAAGUCACUUUUAUGGGUACAAAUGACUACAGAGGAAUUCAAAUGGAUCCAGAGCUUUUUGAACUCUGGAGUUCUCAGUUCUCAAAUGAAUGGAAACUUAGAAUCAACACUUUUUGGUUCUAUUAUGAAACCCUACUGUGCUACAAAAUGCCGGUAGUUUAUAGACACACUCUACAUAUAUUAUCAUACAAAUAUGACACAAAGUGCUAAACUUUUUUCUUAAGUUGAAUAAGGUGCUACAAAGGAUUUUCAGAGAGACAUCAUAGAAAAACCUUGUUUUGGUUUUCUUUUUAAAAACUUUCCACUUGAUAGUUCUUUUAGGAACCAUUUUCAUAAGUCAUCAUUUCCCCAAAGUUUAGCAUUUAAAAAUAGCAAGAAGAGCCCACAUUCAUCCAUGUUUUUAAACAUCACAUCUUAUAAACCACAGAGUGUAUAUGAAAUUCCUAAAUUAGUUUAUGAUCUCAUUUAUAACCAUUAAAUAGCUACAUUUUAGAUAUUCAUGAACAGUUUCUAUUUGCUAUUUUCUGGAAAUCGUCUAAUUCUAAGACUCUUUCAAAUUAGUCUUGGUACUUUAGUCACUGUGGUACCACUUUACUAUAAUUACUAGUUUGCAGCUGUAAUUAUUGGAAAGGAUCUUGAUUUGAAGUGAUAUCUAUGGCUCCCAAAGAACCAUUGUUUUGAAGUGGUACCUGUAAGGUGGUACACAUUGUUUCCAAAAACUUACACCAUAAACUAUUUUACUAUAAAGGUGUUUCCCAAGGUUCGUAAAGAAUAAUUGUUGUAAAGUGUUACUGUAUUUUUUGCACUAUAAGGUACACAGGAUUAUAAGGUGCAUUUUAUGUAACACUAGUAACUAGUAAUAGGAACAGGGGUGUCACCAUGUUUUUUUUCUAAUUCAGCAGGAAAGCUAAGCUAAGUAAAACUGUAAAAAAAAAUCUGUAAAAAACUUUUCAGACAAGUCAAACAAGCACUGGGUGUGAAUCUACACAGAUUUCUGUCCUGAAACCUGCUUAUUUGGGUGAGUAAAGUGCUUCCGUUUAAUGACAACAAGCUUAGAUUUACAGAUUUCCACUGAAGUUGGAGCAUUAGCAUUGGCCGCUAAUCGUUAGCCUUCCGACAGCGCUACACUGAGGAACCCUGAGUGCUUGGGUAAGACAGGGCGAUAUUAGCUAGCGGUUCAUACCACAUAGCUUGUUUUACCAUAGUAAACACGCAGACUACAGUCAGAUAUACUCGCCUCUGAAUGGCAAAAGAGCUAUCGCUGUGGUUAGCGGCUAAUGCUGCUCCGGUAGUGCUAACCAGGGUUAGCAGCAGGCUACAGGCUGAUAAUACUCACCACUGAAAUCUUAAAAGCUAGCGCUUAGCGUGGUUAAUGGCUAAUGCUAAGACUGCUGGAGAAUGCUGCACUUCAGCAGAACGGUUUAACUGCUCCUUACAAACUGACUGGUAAAAUUCAUUUAUAAGGAUUAUAAGGCGCACUGAUGAUUCCGAGGAAAAUUAAAGGAUUUGAAGUACACUCUAUAGUGCAAAAAAAAUACAGUAUUUUGUAAAGUUUAUUCAGUAAGAUGCUUUGCAAAGAUUAUAAAGAACUAUCAUAAAGUGGCACCAAUUAUUAUGUAGGGAACUAUUAGAGGUUCUUCUGUGGUAUGGCUCUUAAAAUCCUCCUGUUGUAUCAGUAUACGUUUUACAUGUAAACCAUGGUGACCUCAUUUGGAGUCUCCCAAGAUCAGCGAAGCAGCCAGUGUUAUUCCAAACACUAUUUCCAGUCUUCAGACAGUGGAUCAGGUAUCUGUUGUCAGAAUGAAAACCUGCAGUGGCUCUUUAUGGAACCGACUGGUGACUCCUGGAACAGGAGGAUCUGUUCUACCUUUUCUAAUUCUAUGUGGGGUUCGUUUCAGCUCAGCUUAGACCUUUACAUUGCUGCUCAAACCCAAAGCAAUGCGACAACAUGACUAGACGCAUGACUAAAGACUGGACAGCAUACACACACAAAAGAGAAACUUGCUCUGACUACUGAACACAUCCAGAGAUACUUCACACACACAGCUUUCACACACCUGACUGAAUCAGCCAUACACUCCAGCCGACAGCCCGCCUCCCUGACUGUAACUGUAUAGGUAGAUGAAGUUCUGUUUAUGCAUAAGGACUGUGUGUGUUUAAAAUUGUGUGUUACUGGCUAAAAGACUGUAAGAUAUCUCUGAAUUACUGAAUUAAAGGAUGAGCUCGCUGUUAAUAAAUGGAAGGAAAACA